UAAUUGUCCCUCUUUCUUCGUAUGGGCGUCCGUGUGAAAAUCGCAAGGCCGCCAGGCGUCAGCCAUUCCUUAAAAACCCACACAAUAAAGUUUCACUAUCCUUCCCUCUUUAAGUUCCAAAUCCAACUCUCAUAGGUUUUUUUUUGCAGCUUAAAAAGCCCAACACAAAAGUCUUUUACUUUAUGGCGGCAGAAACGGCGGAGACACCGUCAUCGUCAUCCGAAGAAGUUUAUUCAUUAGCAACGAGUCAGCCAAAGAAACGUGCAGGGAGGAGAAUAUUCAAAGAGACUCGUCAUCCUAUUUUCAGAGGUGUACGACAAAGGAAAGUGAACAAAUGGGUAUGUGAGUUACGUGAGCCUAAUAAAAAAACUCGCAUUUGGCUCGGUACUUAUCCUACACCUGAAAUGGCUGCACGAGCACAUGAUGUUGCUGCAUUAGCGUUUAGAGGUAAAAGUGCUUGCCUUAAUUUUGCUGAUUCAGCUUGGAAGUUGCCUUUGCCGGCUUCAAUGGAUGCUAUCGACAUUAGACGAGCAGCUGUGGAGGCGGCCGAAGCGUUUAGGCCUAAAGAAUCGGAGGAACCUUUGGGGGGCGGUGGCACAAGGCAGGGAAGUGUGGAGGCUUGUUCGAGUGGCGUCGAGGUUAACUUUGUGGAUGAAGAAGCAAUGUUCGACAUGCCGAACUUGCUUGCUAGCAUGGCUGAAGGGCUUUUACUUUCUCCACCUAGGAGUACUAAUCGGGAUGAUGAUGAUGAUAGUGAUAUCGAUGUUUCCUUGUGGAGUUACUGAUUUUUUAUUCAGUAAUGUAAUCUUUUACAAAAUUAAUAUUAAAAAAUAAUUAAAAAAUUAUUUACGAACAUAAA
Molecule: messenger RNA, 859 nt
Organism: Gossypium raimondii (Peruvian cotton)
Lineage: Eukaryota; Viridiplantae; Streptophyta; Magnoliopsida; Malvales; Malvaceae
Product: dehydration-responsive element-binding protein 1D
Exons: 1
Coding region: 183-785 (200 amino acids)
Biological process (GO): regulation of DNA-templated transcription
Molecular function (GO): DNA-binding transcription factor activity; DNA binding
Source: RefSeq, a predicted model, not a curated record